This is a messenger RNA of Angiostrongylus costaricensis, 555 nucleotides long. NCBI's taxonomy places the organism in Eukaryota, Metazoa, Nematoda, Chromadorea, Rhabditida, Metastrongylidae. The record is from the annotation of a GenBank genome assembly.
AUGGUAGUUACUGCUGCUGCUGCUGCUCAAGCAGCUCCAGAUUUGUGUUUCAUCUCCGAGAAUUUUUGGGAACGCAAGUCCUUUACUCCAGAUUCGCUUUCGUUAGGGGACGUUAACCAGCUGGGCGGAUUCUUCGUGAACGGUCGCCCGCUUCCGAUGGCUUUGAGAAUUAGAAUCAUCGAGUUGCACCAUUCAGGAAUUCGACCGUGUGACAUUUCUCGACAACUCCGAAUCAGCCAUGGAUGCGUGAGCAAAAUUCUCACCAGAUAUGUGGAAAAUGGUUCGAUUGAACCAGGAACAAUUGGAGGCAGCAAACCUCGAGUCACAACUCCAAAGGUAGUGGAGUACAUUCGACUGCUGAAAUGUUCGGAUCCGGGCAUUUUUUCGUGGGAAAUUCGCGAUCGACUUGUAAUUGACGGAAUUUGUAACAAGGACAAUGUCCCGUCGGUGAGCAGUAUAAGUCGGAUACUAAGGAGUAAAACGCCUAAAAGUGAGUCACAAUUGGAACUUUUUGAUAGCUCAUGCUUUCGACAUCGUGAGCCUAUCUGGUGGUGA